AUGCAGCAGAAGUUGAGACAAGAGAUUGAGUCCCAAAUCGGAGACCGAAUGCCAACACAUGAGGACAGGAAUCGAUGCCAUUAUGUCAUGGCUUUCAUCGCAGAGUCCAUGAGAUUCAGAAAUGUUGCGCCCACAGGACUCCCACAUAAAGCCAUUGUUAAUACAAAACUUGAUAAAUACACAAUACCUAAAAAUAUGACAGUUAUUGUAUACCACGGAAUCAUAUGCCGUAAUGACAAGGAUUGGCAAAAUGCCAAUGAAUUUAAACCCGAGAGGUUUAUUAAUAGUGAAGGACAGUUCAUCACAACCCGUCCCAAAGCCUACAUACCCUUCGGUGUGGGCCGUCGUGUCUGUCCGGGAGAAAAGUUAGCCAUCGCUGACCUGUUCCUGGUUUUGGUCCGAUUUCUUCAGUCCACACAAGACUAUGAUAUAGUGCUCGACAGUAACGUAUUCAAACGAAAAGAUCAUUGGGAUGUAGUGUUCAGAGAACUGGCCAAACAAUACGGCCCGAUAUUUACUUUUUGGUUCUUUAAUAGACCAUUAGUUGUUGUGACGGACAUAGAGUUGGCCAGAGAGGCCUUCCGGAAGAAUGACUUCGCCGGCAGAGACAUAGUAUUUAUUGCGAGUCUAUUGUCUAAUGAUAAGCACUCAGACGUGAUAUUUUCCGAUUAUGGGCACAGAUGGGAAGCGUUGAGGCGAGUGGCACAUUCGGCCGUACAGCUAGUCUCUGUGGCCACCGAUUCAGUCGAUCGUACGGUUAAAGCCAUGUUAGAGAGGGAAGAAGUGGGCAAUGCUUUUGAUCCCCGGAGUUAUAUCUAUCUAAUGUUUCUCAACAUAUUAGCCACCAGUGCUUUUGGCAUUAGUUAUGAAUUUGAAGACAAAGAAUUCAAAUUUCUUAAGUAUGUGUUAAAAGACUUCGGACAAGAACUCGGCGGUCGAGUAUUCUUAUGGGAAUUCUCACCAAUAAUGAGAUUUUUAGAUCGAAAGCUGGUUAACAAAAAUAAAGACCUUGCUAAUGAGUUAAUUGCUUUAGUUAAGGAUAAGUUUACCAAACAUUAUGACGACUAUAACGAGUCAAUUGAGAGAGACUUUUGCGAUGCACUCAUCAGUGCUAAGAAUGACGCCCUCAGAGACGGCAAAGAGUCGGCCCCUUAUCUCACGGACGCCAACCUCGGGAUGACUGUAUUGGUCAUAUUAAAUACAAACCUCUGCCCGAAAGCACUCGUGGCUAAUAUUGCUAAGAAUGACGCCCUCAGAGACGGCAAAGAGUCGGCCCCUUAUCUCACGGACGCCAACCUCGGGAUGACUGUAUUGGAUCUGUUCUUCGCCGGAACCGAUACCUCUCAGCAGACAUUUCAAUGGAUUCUACUUCUGAUGACAUACUAUCCGGAAAUGCAGCAGAAGUUGAGACAAGAGAUUGAGUCCCAAAUCGGAGACCGAAUGCCAACACAUGAGGACAGGAAUCGAUGCCAUUAUAUAAUGGCUUUCAUCGCAGAAUCUCUUAGAUUCCGAAAUAUCGUACCCCAGGGCAAUUAUACGAUACCUGAAAAAAUGCAAAUUCUUGUAUACCAGGGAAUCAUAUGUCGUAAUGACAAGGAUUGGCAAAACGCAGAAAUAUUCAAACCCGAGAGGUUUUUGGACAGUGAGGGACAGUAUUUAGUUACCAAACCUAAAGCCUACAUACCCUUCGGUGUGGGCCGUCGGGUCUGUUUGGGAGAGAAGUUAGCCAUCGCUGACCUGUUCCUGGUUUUGGUCCGAUUUCUUCAGUCCACACAAGACUAUGAGUUAGUCCUCGACAGCCAUAACGGCAUUGAAGCCGAUCCUAAUGUUUCGGAUGCCUUCAAUCCGUCAAGGUUCUAUCACUUACGGUCCAAACUGCCUCCCGGACCGCAUCCGUUGCCACUCGUGGGCAAUAUUUUACUAUUCAAGCGGAAAGAUCAUUGGGAUGUAGUGUUCAGAGAACUGGCCAAACAAUACGGCCCGGUAUUCACCUUUUGGUUCUUCAAUAGACCACAAGUUGUUGUGACGGAUAUAGUGAUGGCCAGAGAGGCCUUCCGGAAGAAUGACUUCGCCGGCAGAGACCUGUCAUAUAUCGCGAGUAUGUUUGCCAAUGAGAAGCGCUCAGACGUGGCAUUUGCUGAUUACGGGCACAGAUGGGAGGCGUUGAGACGAGUGGCACAUUCGGCCGCACACCACGAGUGCUUUCGGGCAGAGGAUAAGUUUACCAAACAUUACGACGACUAUAACGAGUCAAUUGAGAGAGACUUUUGCGAUGCACUCAUCAGUGCUAAGAAUGACGCCCUCAGAGACGGCAAAGAGUCCGCACCCUAUCUGACCGAUGACAACCUUUCGAUGACUAUCUUUGACAUGUUCUUCGCCGGAACCGAUACCUCUCAGCAGACAUUUCAAUGGCUUUUACUUCUGAUGACAUACUAUCCGGAAAUGCCUGAAAUAAUACACGAUUACUCACGCAAAAUAUUGCCCAAAUCGGAGACCGAAUGCCAACACAUGAGGACAGGAAUCGAUGCCAUUAUGUCAUGGCUUUCAUCGCAGAGUCUCUUCGAUUCAGAAAUAUCGUACCCCAAGGGAAUUAUAUGUCGUAAUGACAAGGAUUGGCAAAACGCAGAAAUAUUCAAACCCGAGAGGUUUUUGGACAGUGAGGGACAGUAUUUAGUAACCAAACCUCAGGCCUAUAUACCCUUCGGUGUGGGCCGUCGUGUUUGUUUGGGUGAGAGGUUAGCCAUCGCUAACUUAUUCCUGGUUUUGGUCCGAUUCCUUCAGUCCACACAAGACUAUGAGUUAGUCCUCGACAGCCAUAACGGCAUUGAAGUCGAUCCUAAUGUCGCCGAUUCUUAUUAUCCGUCAAGGUUUUAUCAUUUCCGGUCGAAAUUACCUCCGGGUCCAAAUCCGUGGCCAAUCGUGGGCAAUAUUUUGCUAUUCCGACGGAAAGAACAUUGGGAUGUAGUGUUCAGAGAACUGACCAAAAAAUAUGGCCCAAUAUUCACCUUUUGGUUCUUCAAUAGACCACUAGUGGUCGUGACGGACAUCGAGACGGCCAGAGAGGCCUUCCGGAAGAAUGACUUCGCCGGCAGAGAUAUGUCUAAUAUUGCUGGUCAAUUUUCAAAUGAUAAGCAAUCGGAUGUAAUAUUUACCGAUUACGGGCACACGUGGGAGGCGUUGAGACGAGUGGCACAUUCGGCCGUACAGAAAUAUUCAAUAAAUGAAAGACUAGUCUCUGUGGCCACCGAUUCAGUCGAUCGUACGGUUAAAACCAUGUUAGAGAAGGAAGGAGUCGGCAAUGCUUUUGAUCCCAAAAGUUAUAUCUAUCUAAUGUUUCUCAACAUAUUAGCCACCAGUGCUUUUGGCAUUAGUUAUGAUUUCGAAGACAAAGAAUUUAAAUUUCUAAAAUAUGCAUUGAAAGACUUUGGCAAAGAACUCGGCGCUCGAGCCUUCUUAUGGGAAUUCUCGUCAAUAAUUAGAUUUUUAGACCGAAAAAUGGUUCAGAAAAAUGAUAGACUCGUCAAUGAAUUCAUUGCAUUAAUUAAGGAUAAGUUUGUAAAACAUUAUGAAGACUAUAACGAGUCAAUUGAGAGAGACUUUUGCGAUGCACUCAUCAGUGCUAAGAAUGACGCCCUCAGAGACGGCAAAGAGUCGGCCCCUUAUCUCACGGACGCCAACCUCGGGAUGACUGUAUUGGAUCUGUUCUUCGCCGGAGCCGAUACAUCUCAGCAGACAUUUCAAUGGAUUUUACUUCUGAUGACAUAUUAUCCGGAAAUGCAUCAAAAGUUGAGACAAGAGAUUGAGUCCCAAAUCGGAGACCGAAUGCCAACACAUGAGGACAGGAAUCGAUGCCAUUAUGUCAUGGCUUUCAUCGCAGAGUCUCUUAGAUUCCGAAAUAUCGUACCCCAGGGUUUGCCCCAUAAGGCUAUUGUCAGGAGCACUAUCGGUGAUUACACAAUUCCUGAAAAAAUGCAAAUUCUUGUAUAUCAGGGAAUCAUAUGUCGUAAUGACAAGGAUUGGCAAAACGCAGAAAUAUUCAAACCCGAGAGGUUUUUGGACAGUGAGGGACAGUAUUUGGUUACCAAACCUAAAGCCUAUAUACCCUUCGGUGUGGGCCGUCGUGUCUGUGCGGGAGAGAAAUUAGCCAUCGCUGACCUGUUUUUGGUUUUGGUCCGAUUCCUUCAGUCCACACAAGACUAUGAGUUAGUCCUCGACAGCCAUAACGCAAGGUUCUAUUAUUUAAGGUCGCAACUGCCUCCCGGCCCAAACCCGUUGCCAAUAGUGGGCAAUAUUUUAUUAUUCCGACGGAAAGAUCAUUGGGAUGUAGUGUUCAGAGAACUGGCCAAACAAUACGGCCCGAGAGGCGUACAGGAUAAAGAUCAUUGGGAUGUAGUGUUCAGAGAACUGGCCAAACAAUACGGCCCGGUAUUCACCUUUUGGUUCUUCAAUAGACCACUAGUGGUCGUGACGGACAACGAGACGGCCAGAGAGGCGUACAGGAAAAAUGAUUUUGCCGGCAGAGACAUGUCAUAUCUCGCUCGUAUAUUUUCAAACGAUAAGCACUCGGACGUAAUAUUUGCCGAUUACGGCCACAAAUGGGAGGCAUUGAGACGAGUGGCACAUUCGGCCGUACAAUUAUUAGACAAAAAAUUAGUUCAAAAACAUCAAAGCCUUAUCGGAGAGUUGAUGGCUAUGUCUCGAAAUAAUUUGACUAAACAUUACGACGACUAUAACGAGUCAAUUGAGAGAGACUUUUGCGAUGCACUCAUCAGUGCUAAGAAUGACGCCCUCAGAGACGGCAAAGAGUCGGCCCCUUAUCUCACGGACGCCAACCUUUCUAUGACUGUCUUAGAUAUGUUCUUCGCCGGAACCGAUACCUCUCAACUGACAUUCCAAUGGAUUCUACUUCUGAUGACAUACUAUCCGGAAAUACAGCAGAAGUUGAGACAAGAGAUUGAGUCCCAAAUCGGAGACCGAAUGCCAACACAUGAGGACAGGAAUCGAUGCCAUUAUAUAAUGGCUUUCAUCGCUGAAACACUGCGGGCCAGAAAUGUAGUCCCACAGGGAGUGCCCCAUAAGGCUGUUGUCAAAAGUGCUAUUGGUGACCACACAAUACCUGAAAAAACGCGAAUUAUUGUAUACCAGGGAAUCAUAUGCCGUAAUGACAAAGAUUGGCAAAACUCAGAUAUAUUUAGCCCGGAUAGAUUUCUUGACAGUGAGGGAAAGUUCAUAUCUACCAGACCUAAAGCCUACAUACCCUUCGGUGUGGGCCGUCGGGUCUGUUUAGGUAUGAAGUCUGUUGUGAAGCACGGAAUGGACGCCAAUAUCUGGAGGACAGGAAUCGCGUCAAACGGCCCCGACUUUCGUGACCAUAGAUUACGGCAUAACAUGAGACCAACGAAGUGUACAAAUCGGUUGAACACCUCUCCCAAGCGCUGA
Molecule: messenger RNA, 5439 nt
Organism: Medioppia subpectinata
Lineage: Eukaryota; Metazoa; Arthropoda; Arachnida; Sarcoptiformes; Oppiidae
Source: the annotation of a GenBank genome assembly